GGUCGAUCAUUCAAUAUUGAUAGAAUAUAUUUUUUUAGGUCGCAAUGAAAUUGCUACUAUCAUUUUCUGUAUUAUUUGCAGUGGGAAUUUUUGGAGAGCACCAUCCCUCUGAAUAUGUAUAUUCGGAAGAGCAGUUGUAUGAUACUAUUAUGUGGCCAGAAGGUAGAGGUACAAUUCGUCCGGCAUUUGUACUCUUCACCGACCCUGAACACGAACCGGAAGUGCAGAAAUAUUCUAUAAACUCCUACGCACUACCUCCAAUUAACUAUGUAGCGUUUUUCGUCCACGAUAAUGUUACAUCCAAACAAUAUUUGUGGUACGAAACUUCAAGUUUACCAGAUAUAUUUAAAAUUGAAGUAUUCCCAUCCGUCGUUUAUUUGCCGAUGAAUAAACAAUGGAACGAAGCAGUAAUAUGGACACCAAAGAAUUCAAAAUCGUUUCUGGAAUGGUCUUGGGAACUUCUAGGGGCGGAGAGGACAAUCAUUAACACUUUAAGAAAUCCGGUAGAAGUUCAAUUUGAAUCCCGAUUGGAGAGAGAUACUCCGAAAGUUCCCACAUCUUUCAAACUGGGAGCGGGUGAACAAAUUACAAAGUUCUGUUAUUUAUCCGACAGAGCUCUUGUAUACGAACAGGAAAAGUUCUUAGAAGGUUAUGCAAUUGGGCACGCGGAUGUAUUAGAAAUUAAGGCACCAUCUUAUAUUUGGAAAGAGAAAAAUAUUUGGCUUACAGCCCUCGAUAAAUCAGAGGAGGAACAAAUGAAAAUUGGUGAACAGAUAUCGUGGAAUCACGCUUAUAGAACAUUAUUACAAGUCAAACAACCCAGGCUCGUACAUAAUUUUACAGCUUCCGGCUACCUAAAACGUAAAAUUCCAUCGGCAAUUUAUAAACGUCUAAAAAGAUUUUACGACAAGCAUUCCUCUCAGCGACGAGUAGAACAAAAUAUAGGUGACAGUCAUAUUAAUCAGAAUCAAUUUAACACUACAUUAGUCCAAUUGGACGAAGAUGAAAGAAUAAUAGUUGGAAGUCAUUUAAAACCAAUUCUCGAACGUUGGUGCUCAUGUAAAUUAGAGCAAACUGCAUUUUACGGUAUAAGGGAAUAUCAUAAGGGAGCAGUUUUACGAAACCAUGUCGAUAGAGUUAGCACACACGUUAUUUCGACUAUCCUACAAAUUCAUCAAGAGUUAGAGAAGGACGAUUGGUAUUUAGAGGUUGUCGAAUUCGAUGGUACUCGAAAAGAAGUUCGUUUAGAAGCUGGAGAAAUGCUAUUAUACGAAUCUGCAAAAUUGAUUCACGGAAGACCAAAGUUAUUUAACGGUAGAAUAUUUGCAAAUGCUUUCCUCCAUUUUAGACCAGUUUCCGAUUGGAAUUAUAAAGCCGACGAGCAGGUUUCGGGUUUGCACGUAAAUGGAACAUUUGUUCCUCUAUACCCAAUUGACGAUUCUACCUUACAACCAGCACCGAUGAACGGUGGUAUACUCACACCAAUUCGACUAUCGCAAUUAAAGGAUGAACUUUAG
Molecule: messenger RNA, 1517 nt
Organism: Dimorphilus gyrociliatus
Lineage: Eukaryota; Metazoa; Annelida; Polychaeta; Dinophilidae
Source: the annotation of a GenBank genome assembly